Molecule: messenger RNA, 2071 nt
Organism: Sinocyclocheilus rhinocerous
Lineage: Eukaryota; Metazoa; Chordata; Actinopteri; Cypriniformes; Cyprinidae
Product: ensconsin-like
Exons: 14
Coding region: 4-1701 (565 amino acids)
Biological process (GO): microtubule cytoskeleton organization
Cellular component (GO): microtubule cytoskeleton
Source: RefSeq, a predicted model, not a curated record
AAGAUGCCAGCUCAUCUCAGCCUGGCAGAGCAGGAACGGGCGUGGAGGAAGACGGCAAGGACAGCAGAGCUGGGUCUCGCUGCGAUCUCGGAGAAGGGACCGAUGAAGAUGUGCGACACUGCGAGGAAGCAGAGAGAUUCCAGAUCUGAUGUGAAACCCACAGCCCUGGAGCAAAAAAGAAAAGCAUGUGCUCCACUGAACAUUAAAUCAGCACAGAUUAAUAUCAACAAACGAAAUGGAAAUAACACAGAGUCAAAUGCGCUAAAAGUGGAUGAGAGACUGCGAUUGGCCCGGGAACGGAGAGAGGCGUAUCAAAAACAGCUGGUGCUGCGUGAGCGCGGUUGGCUGGCAAAGGAAGAGAGGGCCAAGCAGUUCUAUGAGAAACACCUUGAGGAGCGACGGAAGAAGUUGGAGAAGCAGCGACAAAGAGAGGAAAGGAGGAGGAUAGUGGUCGAGGAGAAACGCAAACAGAGGCUCAAAGAAGAAAGAGAGCGUUAUGAGUCUGUGGUGCGGAAGACAAUGGAGAAAAGUCAGAAGGCUAAACAGAAACCUGGUCACUGCUCACGAAACGUCACCAAGAACAAAAUCAAUAAUGCUAAACGCCGCUCUCUUAGUCAGUGGGAGAUUGACCUUGUCCGUCGUCUUCAGACUCCUACCGUCUCUUAUCUAGCCAGAAGCAGGAGCGCUGUGUGUCUGUCACGAGACACAGUUGUUCAUAUUUGUCGUCGUUCAGCCUCAUGUCAUACCAUGAACUCCAGCACCACGCGAAAGCUCCAGGUGCAUUGUGGGAAAGCACCAAACAGGCUUGCAAGCUCAAGUCCAAAUGUCACCAUCCGCAGAACCACCAACAGAGAGCUGGUGGCAAAAGGCGAUUUUGAGGGACAGGACUUGAAAAAGCCACAACUACAAGCAACAACAAAUGAAAUCAAGCCCAAACAGGACACAACCCUACCAGAGAAUACUGUCCUCCCAACAUCAUGGCUGCAGAACAGAUCACAUGUCAGACAAGCCACACUUAAACAAGACAGUCUGCCUCCACUGCCAGAAGAGGGGGAUCUAGAAUCUGAGGAAACACUUGCUCAACAAUGUCUACAAGUUAACCAACUCCAGUCGAAUCCAGCUACUAAUGGGCCUCCGAAUCCACCAGCAGGCUCUCAGAUUCCUAAUGGUAAAAAGAGCAGAGAGGGCCUGGCCCGUCGAAGAGUUGAAGAACGAGCCAGAGAGGAAGCAGAGGCUCUGAGACUGGAGGAGGAGAAGAGGAAGAGAGAGGAAGAAGAGCGAUUGAAGGCUCAAGAGGAGAAUGCUCGCAGACAGAAAGAGGAGGAAAACAGGCUUCAACAGCAGAGAGAGCAAGAGGCUCGUCAGAGUGUGCUGGCAGAGAAGCAGAGACUGGAAAGAGAGAGUCACUUCCAGAGAGAGGAGGCCGAACGCCAAGAGAGGAAAAAGCGCCUGGAAGAAAUCAUGAAAAGAACAAGAAAGACAGACUCUGAUGACAAGAAAGCUGCAUCAGUGAAGGACAACUUGCCUUGUGAGAACGUAAAAUCUGUAAUCAGGCAACCAGAUCCAGGAAAAAUGCCAAAGCUGGAGCUGAGGGACGAGGAGGAUAUGCUUCCUACUGUGGCCUUCAAAGAGCGACGGUCCUUCCGCAGUCUUUCUGGCCUGGAUGAGAUACAAGCCCAUCAGCAAACCGAGGUUAUUUAACCCACGGACCUGUCAUACGAUGCCAAGACCUUCAGAGCAACUUCAGCAAGUUUGUCUUUCUGAAAAACACAAACAACAUAUGCACUUGAUUUCCCUGCACUUUAAUAAAUCUGUAGUUUAAUAAACAAGUCACACUUCCUUCUACAGAUUACAGUUUCCUACUGCCCAAUUAAAAUACCUAAAUUACUGCUUGAUUUGCUAAAGUGACAUCAUGUAUUGUUCAUGUAUUGCUCAGUAGACAUAACUUUGGGAAUGUGGUAAGAUUCACAUAAUAAUAAUAAUAAUAAUAUUAACAAAGAAAAUAAUAAUAAUAAUAAUAAUACUUGAAUAAUACUUAAUGACUUAAAGGUAGACUACCCACCAAAUAAAA